This is a messenger RNA of Plasmodium gonderi, 843 nucleotides long. RefSeq names its product conserved protein, unknown function. The transcript is spliced from 4 exons. The record is from RefSeq and is a predicted model, not a curated record. NCBI's taxonomy places the organism in Eukaryota, Apicomplexa, Aconoidasida, Haemosporida, Plasmodiidae. Gene Ontology annotation, biological process: regulation of cilium movement. The coding region runs from base 1 to 843 and encodes 280 amino acids.
AUGGUCCUGAUACAUACAAAAACAACGGAAGAGAAGCACCAAUUUAUGUACGAAACAAAUGUACAAGUUUUAGUUAGACAAUUAAAGGAUGAACUUAUAAAAGUGCAUAACCUCAGGUGCAAGCUUCUUAGAUUGCUGGACUCAUCUUUGCAGCUGGCAAAACAUGGCCCUCUGAGACCUGAAGCAAUUCGAGGAAUGUCCGAUGAGGAAAUGCAAAUGACCAACCCAAAUAUAUAUGACCCAAAUGAAGUUACAAAUCCAGAUGAAAAUAACUUCAGGACAGGGAUUCCUCCAUCUCCAGAAAAUUCACUUAAAUUGAGGGAAGUCAUUGAUAAAGUAAAAGGGGAACUGUAUGUCGAUCUGACGAAAAAAUGUACAACCAUAAACAUGAACAAGUUAAAUGAACUUAUGAAAUUAAUAGCAGAUGCUUUGAAUGCUUGCUAUCCAUCAAUGGAAGGCCUUCCCCCAUAUGAUCCUGCAAGAUUAAUACUGGAAAAUGAAAACGUAUUUAAAGAUGAUUUCACAACCGAGGAAACAUCCAUAUGGUGGGCAGGAAAAGAACUGUGUACAAGUUCAGAAUUACGAAAUUAUAUUGGGAAAAAUGAGAAAACUAAAAUUAUUGUAAAGUUACAUCCAACGAAAUUGGGACCACCCGAACGUGAAAGAAAAAUUGAUGAAGAAACGUACAAAGCUAUGUUAGCACAUUAUCACAAAAAAAAAAAAGAAGAAAAAGAAUUUGAGGAAGACGAUGAUGAUUCUUAUUUAAAUUCUGAAUGGUCAAAUCCUCUUGGUUUGCAGAAAUAUCUUCAUGGAAAUUUAACGAAUAUCAGAUGGAAGCCCUAA